GCUGUGCCACAACAUUUCCCACAGGUGCUGGAGGAGCUCAACUCUGCAUGGAAGAUUGGCCACUUCUCUCACUGGUUCGGUGGGCCACGUGCUGGACGGUACAUGACUUGCACUUUAGAGGACUUGUGGUCUUGGGACUUCAAAUACCUCUUCGAGACCGUGGUGCUUUUGCAGGUGCCUGUCUUCAUGCACAGGACCAGUUGCGAAUCAUCUUGCGGGAGAUGGGUGAAGAAGGCAACCAUUUGA
Messenger RNA from Cladocopium goreaui, 246 nucleotides. NCBI's taxonomy places the organism in Eukaryota, Dinophyceae, Suessiales, Symbiodiniaceae. The record is from the annotation of a GenBank genome assembly.